Neohortaea acidophila is the source of this 1383-nucleotide messenger RNA. RefSeq lists its product as uncharacterized. The record is from RefSeq and is a predicted model, not a curated record. Bases 1 to 1383 code for a protein of 460 amino acids. Lineage: Eukaryota; Fungi; Ascomycota; Dothideomycetes; Mycosphaerellales; Teratosphaeriaceae. The transcript has 2 exons.
AUGGGCACGCCGUCCACUCCUUCCAGCGCAGGAAGAGACCAUUCCCGCCUACCGCUCUUCAAACACGUCAAGUCCAUGCUCCACAAGCCGCCGCUCCUCACCACCCCUGGCACUCCCAAGUGGGACGAAUACACGGGCGAGCUAAGUGAGACUGGCAAAGCUCCGAAGGUGAAGCCGUCUACCUACAUCUCGACGUAUGAAGGCGCCUUCACCUCCAGUCGCCGUCGCUCCCCCCAGCGCCCGAGCAAGGCAAAGCGGAACGAUUCACCCGUCUCGGUCUUGGAUGAUGGCGACCUCACGCCCGUUGACGGUACCAACGGUGCCUCAAACUUACAUUCUGCCCGCUCCCCGGUCUCCCCAGUCUCUGCGCCUUCUCUGGACCUGGAUGACGAAGAUGUGUUUGAGGACAAGGUAGACCCAAGCUUGCUCCCAGAUCCCCUGUCGCCCAACGUGCAACGAAAGGCGCGCGCACUGCCGCAGACCCCCUCCAUCUCCACCCGUGUCAAGCGCAAGCCAACCUCUCGAGACUUUUCCGCCGAAAACUAUCCUCCCGUGUCGGAGCCUCAUAACCCCUCGCAAUCGGAUGACGUGACUGCAGACAUUGAUGCCCCGGCAACCCCGUCAGCAUCGGCACCUCCGAGUCACUUCAGCUGGACCACCUACGCUGCUCCUACCCGUCCUGGCCACGCAUCCAUCAAUACCCAGGCAACGCGACAAGCCGAACUUCCGCCGGGAGCGACCAAGAGCCGAUUUAGCUGGAGUACAGUGGCUACAAAUGCGACACGCGGAGCACGCGCGGACUCUCCACUGUCCUCUCCGCCACCCAUUCCCGCUGACUAUGUGCAAUCAAUUCUCUCGCGAAGUCGACCGGUUCAAAGGACGGACAAGGAGGACUGGAGCCCACCGACGCAGGCGCCUCGCGCGAGGUCCGAUGGCAACCCACCCUCGGCACCUUCGACGAUCUUGUCCUCACCGCUACCAUCGACAACCAUCAAACCUCUCAACAUCUCCAAGACAUCGACGCCUAAGAGCAAGAACAGCCCGUCGGCAGCCAAGGCACUCCCUCUGCCGCCUCAACUCUCCGCUGAUAACAACCUCACUCGUCUCGAAACACUACUGGCUCAGGAGCGCGAUGCCGUUUUGCAGCGACGAAAUGUGGAGCGAGCAAUCGGAGACCUGGAGAAGGUGGAGCGCGCGUCACCCCUGGAUGUCCCCUUCUCCACCGUCAGAGAUGCGAAGAAGCGACUAGCCGAAUAUCGCACGCGCUUAGAUGAGGUAAGGCUGGAGGAGCGGAACAUUGGCAUUGCGAUUGCGCGGGCGAGGAAGCGGGAAGAGGAGGUGGAUGGGGAUGAAACGCUGUGGGUGAGGAGGGUGACGAAUUGA